Molecule: messenger RNA, 5630 nt
Organism: Lineus longissimus
Lineage: Eukaryota; Metazoa; Nemertea; Pilidiophora; Heteronemertea; Lineidae
Product: cytospin-A-like
Exons: 8
Coding region: 327-3662 (1111 amino acids)
Biological process (GO): actin cytoskeleton organization
Cellular component (GO): filamentous actin; microtubule organizing center
Molecular function (GO): protein binding
Source: RefSeq, a predicted model, not a curated record
UUUGCACACAGUGCCGGCUUACCUUAUUGUAAUAAAAUAUGUGAGCCAGUUAUGCUGGUUGGUUAGUGUAACACUGCAGGGAUACAGUGGUGCAUUACCUGGGUCAAUACUGAAUACACUGGAGGAAAGAGCUGACUUGGACAGAAUCAGUAACGAUCGGGAACUUUGGGUCUUUGGCGAGGAUCAAGACCGGCAUUCUGAUAUUUUGGAGUGAUAUCAUCCGGAUUUUGAUAUGAUUGCAGUAGCUGAAAUGAUAACAAUGGAGGGUGCUGUAACCUGUUGUCUGCCGUAUGGCAAUACCCUCAUCUUGAUCUCAUCCUACCACCAUGAAACGAAAUGCCAAAGCAACGACUCCCCUCAAGUCUUCUACUGGGCCUAGUCAGUCCAAGGCCACAGCAUCACCAGAGCAGAGCAAGGACUUCGAUACCCCACAGAAAGGUAAUAGUGACGGGCCAGAGAAGCCGAAGGAGGUACAGAGAAUACUCCGCAACGGUGCUGUUAGGAAGAAAAACGAUAGUUCCCUCAGCAAAUCCUACAUGAGUAAAAGUCACGAUAAUCUCGCAAGUGUAUUACGGCGUAAAGCGUCAGCGCAGUCUACACAGCGACCACGGUCUGUUAUUGGCCUUUCAAAGAACGAGGAGGUCGGUGCGGCUGUGAAUGGUAAAUCGACUUUUAAUAAAGAAAACCAGGCGGUGCGAGAAAGGAGUGCAACGGUUGCAGUAACAACAUCCCCGCCUAAGAAACUGAAAUCUGAUAUUGUCAAGAGGGCUAAAAGUACACCGAACAUAGAUCAGGCAGGUGCAAUGAAAAAAGCAUCGAGUACACAAAAUAUAAGCAAGAUGCCUGCAUCUGUGAAGCGGGCAUCAAGCACUCAAAAUGUUAGCCGUGACAAGGCUGGGCGCCAUAGCCAGCGCACCUCCGCGCCAGCGAAUAUCAUGGCGUAUAAUGCUGAACUAUUGGCGAGCUUCGAAAAGGAGAAGAAGAUUCUUGAGGGAAAGAUAUCGGAGUUAAGGCAGGUGUCAGAGCAUCGUAAAACUGAGAUUGAGCGUUUGAAAUUCGAAACAAAGAGAUUAAAAGAGUGUAUUAGCGAUCAACCAGAUGAGGAAUUAGAACUGUUACGCAAUGAGAAUCGUCUGCUCAAAGAUCGCCUCCACGAGCUCGGGGUGUGCGUCGAACAAAUCACUGACAGUGAAAAGUUGUCAAUGCUGCAGGAGAAACGUGCUCUCAAACAGGACAGUGUUAGUGUUACUAGCGACGGGAUGGCUUAUUCUAAACAGGCCAGUAGGGGGAGUGAGGACGCGUUAGAUCUCGCCUCGCUUGAUUCGGCUGACUUUGGUCAUGUUGGUUUGAGUGCCAAUGAUCUAGCAUGUGUUACCCCAGAACACCCUUCAUCGUUUUCUCUUGAGAAUAGUAACUGGGAGAAACAGAGCAAUAAGAGUCAUGGUAGCGAUGGACUGAGUGAGAUGUCGGUCUCGUGUCUCCAGGAUCGUAUUACUCAGAUGGAAGAGACACAUUAUAGCACAAGCGAGGAGUUACAGGCAACACUACAGGAGUUAGGGGACCUGCAGUCUAUGGUGAAUGAACUGACCUUGGAGAAUGAACGCUUGGCCGAUGAGAAGGCUGUCCUCUUGGAGUCGCUGUGCGCCCAAACAGAAAAACUAGAACACUGUCGGAUGCAGAUAGAACAUUUGAAGUCAUUAUUGGUAAGCGAGAAUGAUACAUCGAAAGAUGAUAGGGAGUACCAGUUGUUAGGCAUUAUCAAGAGUUCACAGGUUGAGAAAGAGGAGAUGUUACUGAGACAAAUGGAAUUGUGCAAUUGUGUUCAAGGUCUUGAGAAUCAGAGUCGUGAUCAACAGGAUAUCAUAAAUGCACUGAAAGACAAGAGCCACCUGCUGGAGGAUAAGAACGAGAGUUUCCUCGCUGAUAAGAAAAAUGCUGAAGAAAUGUGUCGCGAGUUGAAGGAACAAAUCGCAGCUGAACAGAUUGAGCUGCAAAGAUAUAAGACAUUGUUAGAUAAUGAGAAAGCCAAAGUAGCAGAACUUGAACAGUUCAGGAAUGCAUCAGAUAAAACUGAGCUUGAAGAACUGCUUGAUAAUACGCGCCAAGAGAAGGAUAAGUUAGAGGUGAAGUUGACGGAUGUUCAGGAGGCCUUAGCUCAUAGUCAGUGCGAGGUGUCCCGGUUAAAAGAACUGCUCUCCUCUUUCGAAGAGGAAAUGAAGGUGAUCAAGAACAAUGCCAAAAUGAGUGUUAGUGAUAUGGAAUACAAGAUCCAGCAGGUGAUAGGAGAGAAGAUGGAGUUGAGACAGGAGAUGGAGACGUUACGAGAUCAUAUCGAUCAGUUAGAACAGGAUUGCGAUCGGUACUUAGAGGAGAAGAAAGGUGUCGCCACUUCUUCCAAUGAGUUACAAGCCAAAUUAGAUGCGGCUCUUCUAAAGAACGAAGAGUAUAAAAGUGAGAUUAGGGAGAUUAAUGCCAAACAUGAGGAGGAUAUCGCUGAGUGGAAACAGUUCCAGUCAGAUUUACAAAAAGCUGUUGUCAUCGCAAACGAUAUCAAGACAGAGACUCAAGAGGACAUGGAACAAGUGUUAAAUGAGAAUGCAAUUCUCAAAGAAAAGAUAAAUAGUUUAUCGAUUGAGACGAAUAAACUCAGGGGUGAUUUAGAGAAGUUACGAAAAGUUGGAUCUGAUAAGGAAAAUACUGCAGUGUUUGGGUCAGAACUUAGGGGGAGGGUGAAAAACUCUGUUGAUCGCGAGCUAGCUAAUUUAAGCUUACGUGGGCCCCCACUAAAAUCACCUGGGUCAGGAAAUGGCAAGCAAAAUCUGUCCGUAAAGAAAUUGAUCUGCUCAAUAGAACAGCAUGUGAAGGUUGGUCAUACUUCUCCAUCAGCUGGUACUGGGGAGAGGCGUGGGUCGGUCACUGAGCCCCCAGUGUCGCCAAAAGAGUUUGCUCCGAGGGAAUCAUCACCAGUUAAACCCAAAGAACCACAUCAACGAAGAAGCAGCGCCCCCUCUGAGGUACAUCUGAAAUCAGCUCUGAAGAAGACGACAGAAGUCGACGACAGGAAACCGCCGCUGAAUCGUGGACAUACGUUUGCUCACCCGAUUUCGUCGCUCAAGAAACUCACCGUUGCAGAAGAAGCUAGUCCGCCACCCCCCAGGUCUGUUGAUCAGCCUGAUGGGUCAAAGGUGCCACCAGCCAUCACAUCCAUAUUGUCCACAGAACUGAGGAGAAACAGUGUCUCAUAUCUUGAGACUCUCUUGAGCUUAGAUUGUGGUGCUGAAAGAGAACAAGGUAAAGACCCACUGGCCACCCUGGUGAAGCAGACAGGAGGAUCCAAACGAAACGCUCUUCUCAAGUGGUGUCAGAGUAAAACGGCACAUUACUCGCACAUUGAUAUCACCAACUUUAGCAGCAGUUGGAACGACGGCCUGGCAUUCUGUGCAAUCAUGCACUCCUAUCUUCCCCACAAAAUACCAUACAGUGAGUUGGAUACACACGACAAGAAAAGAAACUUCACACUAGCUUUCAAGGCGGCAGAAAGUAUAGGGAUACCACCACUGUUGUCAAUCAAUGAAAUGGCAGCGAUGGAGCGACCAGACUGGCAGGCGGUCAUGGGCUAUGUCACCAGCAUCUACAAGCAUUUUGAGAUAGACAACAAGUGAACAUCAUGAUAGGAAUUGCUACAGGAUUGGAUCACAUGGAUUCAUGUAGGACUUGUCAGAUAAACAUGGCACAAUAAGAAGAAUCUGCUAGUUGGAUGAGAUUGACAGACUUAUUUAUUUUCAUUGAGAUUAAACUUGGUGGUUCGUUGCUACCAUGAUGUGUCGUCUGCUAAGUGUCAGAUCUGCCAGAAUAAAUGGUCAGAAGUUACCUUUGUUACAAAAUUUAGUGUAAUUGGGAAAAUUUUGAAACACUUUUAAAAUUGAGAGCAGAUUAUUACUACUCAUUUUGAAGAUGCUUUUGAGAAAACCAUUUGACUGAGUCAUUCUUCAGACUUGUCACAUUUUGGAAAAAAAACUUUCGAAAAAAUGCUCAGAAUACCUUACAUUGUAGUUCUGUAUAGAUGUAUUGGUGUGGUAGAGAUUCUGGCGGCUUGAUUUGAACGAGGCAUUGGACAAAACCCUCUUUUGGGUUCUGCUGCUACCAAUUCCAACACGAAAUGCAUUCCCUUUGAGAUAUCUAUUUGAUCUCAAGCUAAACAUCCUGCUAUGACCUUGUAAAUAGUUCUAUAAUGCCUACCCCGAGAAAUGACCAUUUGUAAAGUUACAUCCUUGUCUUGUGUUACCAGAUACCACCUACCAACCACCCUAGUGGCCAUGUUACAACUACUGCAUUUAUACAUGUAGUUAGUGUAUCAAAAUCAUGGCAAGAUGCGUUCAAACCAGAUCUGACCUACAUGUUAAUAUCCUUUGUAUAAUGCUUGACUGCCAAUUUAGUGUGACGUCUGUCAUAAUCUUUCCAAAAUUUGUUUGUGCUUUGCUGAUGUGAACCCUGCUUAUAAUACUACAAGUUGACUGUGAAAUUCCCAGAUUGGAUAGAUUCUUUUUUGGAGUUCUCAUGUGUUCUUCUCUUCAUAAAACUUGGUGUUGUCAUCGUGUCAGGGUUGUGAAUUAGCUCAAUUUUAACAUCGAAGUGAGUGUUUUAGAUACAUUUUCAAGACAAAGACAAUCAAGGUGCUGUCUGAAUAUAUAAUAUAAUCUGUGACAUCGUUUUCUUUGUAUUGUGGUCUAGCCAAAGUCCUGUACCAAGAAACUAAACUGACGAGGAGUAACUGCAAGUUUUCAACAUCGGUAUAGCAUGAAAUAUUCGCAAGCGUUUUUAGUUUCGCAAAUACACAAAUUACAAUUUUGCAAGGAAUAAGUGACUUUUAGCAAAUUUUGUGGUUUACAGUAGCCUACUGGUAGUUGUCAUUUUGGAUUAGUAGUUGUUUCAGCAAUGAAAGUAUCAAUGCAUUUAGAUUAGAUCUGAUGAGACAGACUGCUUCUGUGGUUCAUGAUCACCUUGACCGUAAAUUUGUAUGGCUAUUCUGUUUAAUGGCUAACUGUGCUAGAACUAGAAACUUGUUCGUUGUCCAGAACUUCUAUUACAUUGGCCUUGCAGAGCCUGUUAACUGUAACUGCUUCCGGUUCAAAAUGUAUAAAUAAUCUUUUUAAUGUGAUGUGAUGUCUAAGGUUAGAUUACACCUAUUAGAUUCAAUGCUUUGUGUUUCAGCCUUGUGAUAAGAUUUCCCGUAUUGCAUGUAUUUUAUUCACUGCAACAUACACGUGGGAAUGGGCUUGAAAACUUUCAGUGCUGCCAUCUAAAACUUCAAAGCUGUAACUGAUGUUAGCAUUCAUUAUUCUGAUCAAUGUCUCUGUGUUCUGCAGCUCAUUGCUGCAUCUGAUACAUAACAUUAUCUUAGAUAACCCACGGAGACGGUUGAAUGCCUCUCUCAUUACCUGCAAGUGUACUUUUUGGUCCUAAGUCUUCAUAGGAAUAAUGUAUGUGUGUUGCAUGGUCAGUAGAAUAUAGUUUCCUUGCUUGUAUCCAACUUGUUGUGGAAGUACAUGUAUGUGUAUGUGUAUCAUUAAUGAUAAAUUGUCUUGUGUAAUUAUUUAUUGGCAUUUACAAUAAACCAUGGUCAAAAUCUA